AUGACAGAAGAGGACAACCUGGAUCUACUGCUCUCAUUGUUCGCCGAGAGUCAGGCCCAGGACUCUGAAACGCCAGCCACUGAGGAUGGGGGGGACGACUUGGACGACCUGUUUGACGACAAUGGUGAUGAUGGUUGCUAUGUGGAGCCAGAAGAGGUAGAGAAUGAACCAACAGAUGCUCCACACUCCAGAGAAAAUGAGAACGAUCUGAAACAGUCAAAGGAAGCCAUGGAAGUGGAGAUGAAGACCAUGCAAGAGAAGAUGAGGAAGCUACAGCAGGAGUUGGAGGCAUUGCAGAAGAAUGCUAGCAGCUCUCCACCCACACAAACAGCUGUUAAAGUAUCUAAACAAACCAACAAUAAGGUGUCACCUCUGAUUCAGAGGGGUGCCAACUCCUCACCACCAAAACAAUGUUCCACCAAACCCUCAACACCUCUCAAACAGGGCACUGAGCCAGUUCUGAAAAAACAGAAAAGGAUGGUUUCACCCCCCCUCCAGUUUUCUACCACAGCACUCUCAAACCCCCAGAAGAACUCCAGUCCUACCACACAACGCAGCCAGAGAAUAGCCCACCAGUCUAAAGCAGGCUCUUCUGAAAACUCCAGUCUAUUGGCCCAGCCUGUGAGUGACAGCUCAUCUCAGUCAGUGAGGGGCAAUGGGAAGGUCAAUAACACAUUGAGGUCACCUCCCCCCAGGAGUACUGCAGGUGUGCGACAGGCCACGCCCCGCCCAGCUCCCAGUCAGGACAUUGCUGUGGAGAAGUUUUCUGGUCUCCGACUGAAGAGACCUCGCCUAUCGUCCAUAGAAAUUGAGCAUAAAAUGGCGGGCCGCAGAAUGUUACGGUUGUCACAGCUGCCUGAGCGACUGAACAGAGACAAGUUAGAGGACAGUGACUGGGUCACGUUUGGUGUGGUCAUUAAUAAGAUCACUCCACAAAGCAAGAACAAUGGAAAGACAUUCAGUAUUUGGAAACUGAAUGACCUUCAUAACUUGGAAGUGAAUGUGUCACUUUUCUUGUUUGGGAGUGUUCAUAUGGACCUGUGGAAAACUGACACCGGAACAGUGAUCGGCAUUCUCAACCCUAACCCUAUGAAGAACAAAGAAGGCUCCAAUGAGCUUUGUCUGACUGUGGAUCACCCACAGAAGGUCUUGAUUUUAGGGGAGGCUAUGGAUUUUGGCACCUGUAAAGCCAGGAAGAAAAAUGGAGAUGCAUGCACACAACUAGUUAAUCUGUUUGAAUGCCAAUACUGUCAGUACCACGUUAAAGCACAGUACAAGAAAAUGAGCUCAAAAAGGGCGGAGCUUCAGUCCAGUUUCAGUGGCUCCGCCCCUGGCAAAGGAAAGGGCCGUGGAAGCCUGAGAGAGCGUCUUUGCCAGACAGACUUCCACUAUGGGGGUAUGUCUUCUCUGGCUUGUGCUCCAUCUCAGGCUGCACCACAGUCGAAGAAACUCAACCAGCCAUCCAUAAAAAGCGUUCUGGCUGCUAUUCCUACCCCAAAGCUUGCCCUUCAGGAUAAUGAUGUGUCUGGUUGUUCUGAUGACUUCAAAUCCCUCUUGUCCAUGCCCACUCCUGGAGCCCUCAACAUCAAAAGACAUUUAGGACAAGCCAGAUCUGCAGGGCCAGGUGUGAGCUCUGUACAGUCCAUAUCUGCUUCUCAGCUCCUGAAGCAGCAGAAAGACCAGCAUCAGCAGAGAAUGGAGGCCAGGAAGAGGAGGGCUGAGGAAAUCCAAAAGAGGGUCUUGCAGAAUUCACGGGGAGCUGCAGUUCCAGCGCGGCCCACAGUAAACGGAGCUAGUCUGCUCUCUCCUAAAGCUGCCCUAGAGGUACCUGACACUUGCUCCACCUCCUCUGCCCACCAUUCUACUCCGCCUGUCCCUGCCCUUGGCCGUGGCCUCAGAGAAGGGGAGGACAUCUUGUUUGAUCUGUCUCCACCAAGCAGUCAGACAGCAUCCAAGCUGGCUGCAAUACGACGACUCCAGGCCAAGGGGGGCGUGAUCGUCAAGGACGAUCCUAACUCUGUCAAGCGCAAGCGACCCAACAGCGCUGAUAUAUCUGUUCGAGUUGAACGCGGCCUGACCUCUCCUGAGGGUGAGCAGGCGGCUGGCGAGGUGGAGGAGCCUGCUCAGAAGAAGAAGCGGGAGCAGCAGGAGUACGUUCAGUCAGAGGAGUUUCAGCGUAUCCUCAACGCCAAGUCCAAGUUCUCCUGGAUGAUGGGGGAGAUGGAAGAAAAGGCGAUGCAGGACUACUUUGAUCCACUGGUGCAGAAGGAGAAACUGGAGGAGAAGAUGAAGAGUAUCAGAGAGAUGAAGUGUCGAGCAGUCACCUGUAAAACAUGUAAGUACACACACUUCAAACCGGCCGAUCGCUGCGUGGAGGAAAAACAUGACUACCACUGGCACGAUGCUGUGAAACGAUUCUUCAAAUGCCCAUGUGGCCAGAGGAAGAUCAGCCUGGCACGCCUGCCCCAGGCAGCCUGCAGCAACUGCGGUCUCUUCAAAUGGGAGAGAGAUGGCAUGUUGAAGGAGAAGAAUGGACCCAAGAUCGGUGGAGAACUGCUGCUUCCACGUGGUGAAGAACAGCCCAAAUUCCUCAACAGCCUGAAGUAG
This is a messenger RNA of Chanos chanos (milkfish), 2607 nucleotides long. RefSeq names its product minichromosome maintenance 10 replication initiation factor (gene mcm10). Gene Ontology annotation, molecular function: single-stranded DNA binding; DNA replication origin binding. The coding region runs from base 1 to 2607 and encodes 868 amino acids. The transcript has 18 exons. Gene Ontology annotation, cellular component: nuclear replication fork; nucleus. Gene Ontology annotation, biological process: DNA replication initiation; DNA replication. Lineage: Eukaryota; Metazoa; Chordata; Actinopteri; Gonorynchiformes; Chanidae. The record is from RefSeq and is a predicted model, not a curated record.